Messenger RNA from Marchantia polymorpha subsp. ruderalis, 5173 nucleotides. NCBI's taxonomy places the organism in Eukaryota, Viridiplantae, Streptophyta, Marchantiopsida, Marchantiales, Marchantiaceae. The record is from the annotation of a GenBank genome assembly.
UGACGCGCGAGAGAAACGCUGGUCGAAGCUCUGGUCGGUAGAUACCGGAGCCGACUCUCGGAAUCUCGUGGCAAUGAUACUAUUUUGAUACGUGCAUUGUCCUGUAUGAAAAUCACCGCUACACAGGUUUAGCAAAGUGAAAUGAGUUAGAUGUCAGUAUCUAUGAUCGUUGACGAAUGAAUUGGUGACAUGGGGGAAACAAAAGAACUGAUUACUUAUGUGAGAAGAGGAGGGCGGUUGAGGAUGCGAGGAGCGGCUGGGACAGCGAGCGAGACGCCGCAGGCUGCUGCUGGGCCGACCUUACACGGGUACAGAGCUACCAAGCAGUGGAUUGAAAAGCUCGAAAACACUGCGCAGGUUCAACUUAGAAAUAGUCCUCCCAGAAAAGAGGGACGAGUGCAUUUUAAACAGGAAAACACCUUCGUGCCUGCACCGCUUUUGCGAAAAGACGAAGCCCAAGUGGCUCUCUCGCCCAUCAGUUUGAAUAUCGAUCACUUCAGUACAGCACAACCUUCCUCAGAUGGGAAAAUUUUACAGCAGGCAGUGCCCUUUGUUAGAAAUGAAGGGGGAGAGAGGAAAGUCGUGUGGUGCAAUCCUGCUUUCUGUGAUGAUUCUGAUGAUAGACGCUUCAGCAAUGAGUCUGCAACAACGACGACAAUUACGUCUCGUCGAUCUCCUUCCAGCUUCUCCAAGCACGUGAGCCUCGGGCUCGUUAGUCAGGGCGUUUCUCCUCCUCAGCAGCAGAUGCGACGACUGUCGAGCAGCACGGAAGGAGAGCAAAGCAAAGUCGACGUCGAUCAUGGAAAUUAUGGCUCACCCGGAGAGGAGAAGUGCACGGAAGCAAGCAGCCCGGCAUUCAGCAUCGGUGCUGUAGCCGGGAGUAGCCCUGCCACCGUGACAACAACGAGCACCCCCGAGGAGAGGGGCAGAUCUCUGCGUGCUCAGUUCGAUCUCGAGUCCAAAUCCGGCAACUGGUACACUCCCGUCAUGUCUUCCCUCACCCCAGAGAGCGUGGGCAAUUCCCGAUGCCUGGACAGGCUGAUGAUGGAUGUCACCAGGACCCGCAAAACUCUGGCGCAAAUGCCCGCCUUCAAAGCUGCCUCAUCGUCGCAGGCCUUCUUCUCCUCCCCAGCUCAUCCUCUGUGUGCCGCUGCGUCUCCUUCGAUGAGAGAUGAUAACACUCCAGGAGAUUCCAACAGAAGAAGACCUUCUGGGGCUUAUAAUUUCAACUAUGCUGCCCCCGAAACGACGCCUGAUUGUGUGGGUUCUGAGAGGAGGAGGUCCAGAAAGCUGGCCAUGCAGCAGGUGAUAGGAGCCAGUCCUCCUUACUGCAGUGAUGGCAAGAGCGUCAAGAGUCACAAGGCUGGCAACAGGGCGGGCAAACCUACGCCCAGAGGAGGAGGGGUUGAGUUGAGCGGAGGCGGUGGUGGUAGUAGUGCCCAGAGAGUUCAGGGAGCAGCAGCACCCACCCCUCUGAGCGAUCAUGAAGCGAUGGUCGAGGCUGACUUAGAAGCAGACAUCGCCCGUGAAAUCGAAGAGGAGAUUGCAAAGGAGAUUUUACACUUGAGUCAGAAGCUGGCCGAUUUGCAUGCCAGGCAGGAGUCGAGGCGUGUUGGGUGGGGGGAGAAAUCCAGCAAGGUGGGCCAUAGCUGUCCGCAGACCCCGCUGAGAUGUGCUCCUUCACCUGCAGGACCUCCUGACGCUACUCCUCCCACUGUGUUGGAGGAAGUCGAGAAACAGCGCCCUGCCUCGGAGUCAAAGAGGCGGAGUGGGAGAGUUGUGGCUGCCAAAUUCCUGCAGUCCACAACAGAGCGGAAAGGAGUGCAAUCUGUCGAUAGAAGUUCUCGUCGAAGAUUGUUGAGCGAUGCCCCGUUUCUGGGCCCCAUCAAUUUGCCCAGACGCAGCUUGGGAACCCCAGCCCGCUUGUUGGCCAAGGCCAACUCUGUUCGGAACAGCUGCAGCCCUGAGCAGCAGCAGCAGCAGCAUCGGCAUCAGCUGCAGCACAAGCACAUGGACCAAGGGUUGACUACAACUCAGAGCAGGCAGAGCAGGUCGAAAGUGUCUGCUGAGGAGUACGUGCGAGAGCGAUCAUCAUCAGCAGCAGGUGGGAGCAAGAGCAAGAAAGCUGUACUGAAGGAGGUCUCCCGCAAGGAUUUGGAGGAGUCCAGAAUCGUUGAUAUUGCCAGCAACAAUAAUAAUAACUACAACGUGGAUAGGCAGCAGCAGGCGCGCAGCCUGAGCAUGGGUUCUGCCGUCCAGUCUCGCUAUUUCCCAGAAUUCGAAAGAAAGAUCGACUGGGUGAAAACUCUGAGAUCUGAUUCACUUCUGCAGUCCACAGCUGCGCCCCCGAACCCCAUCGACCAGAUGAUCGACGAUUUGAUACCGAGGCAGAUUUGCAAGGGCACGCUAGAUGUUCAUACAUGGCUCCGGGAGAACCAUGGAAGUGUGGAGAUAGAUGAGGAGACUCUGAGUCAGACCAUUGUGCCCGAGUCCAUGUAUCCAGAAGCUUCCCCCAUGCCAGUAGAACGCUGUGCUCAGUCCAAUGAGCUCCCUCCUCAUCUAGUUUCAGCAAGUAAGCAGCACGCUAAUCCUGCUCCUGCUGCUGCUCCGUAUGUUGCCCGGACACCUACGCCAAGUAAAGCAGCUCGGCCUUGGAUCACACCCACUCGGAACACUCCUUCUGCUUCUUCUGCUGCUGCUGCUGCUCGAAGCUGUUCUCCCUCAGUGAGAGCCAGAUCCGUUCCCAGUCGAUAUGGCACCCCGAUCAGAUCCAUAUCGAGAACUCCAGGAUCUGCAGAGAAGACUUGCACGGUCCCGAAGCUGGUGCUCGAGAGUCGUGUCACGAGAAUUGAUUCCACCUCGAGGAGGAAGAGUGUGAGCAGAGAAGGAGGAGUUUCUCCGGACACUCGGGGAAGAUCUCUCCUCAGGAAGCCCACAACUCGCAAGGGCUAUCCGGGAGUGGCAGGAUUGAAGUCCAAGGCAGCAGAAGGUGGCGCUGAUGGCGAGGAUGUGGAUGCGCAUUGCAGCAGGCACCAUCCCCAGCACCCGGGUCGAAGUUCCGUCGCCAAGGCGAGGGACGGGAAGAGCCUGGGCCUGAACGGAAACGAGUGCAUGAAGAGGAAGGACAAUUUCGAAGCCGAGUACGAGCGAUUUGUGGAGAGCAACGACAUUGUCGAGAAGCAAGUAUCAGAUCUGAUCAAGGGUAAAUUUCCCUCGGCUGGGACGGGAGCAGGAGCAAGACACACCUACGUCCGGUGUGCAGACUUGCUCAAGUCCAAAACUCUAGUCACCUCCAAAGGGAAACGAGCUACUGGUCAGAGUGUCCUGCCUCCUACAGACGGUCAAGAGUCAGACGAUUCGGUUUUGGCCAGAAGUGCUCCCACAACAGAGUCCUCGCUAGACGCCGAGGAGAUGAAUUUGGAAGAGAGAGUUGCCGAAGGCGUUGAAGCGAAAUUGGCCAGGGAUCUGGAAACUUUGCAACAAAAGCUGGUGGUGUCGGCUGGAGAUGUACUUGAUCGUCUGGAUAGUUUGAGAAUCGAGAGAUUGUCCCUUCCGAAGCUCAGAGUUCUUUCCAGGAGUGAAGACGCGCUGCAAGGUGACAGUCAACGAGAUUCAGGUUCUGUCAAGAGGGCAGUUAACCAGCAGAAGAAGUUCCUGUACACUGAUGCGUCGCCAUCCAUAUGUAACGACAGGAAGCAGUACCGAUAUAACAAGCAUACCAAUAAUUUGAACAGUAUAAACGGCAUACUACUCCGAGAAACAUUGCGAAGUUUAUCGUACAUAAAUAACGUUUGUCAUUGAUUUUGCACAUUGAAAACUAGGAUUUUGCACAUAAAGAAAAGCCAGAUGUUGGAAAGUAUAUAUCAGCGCAUUGACAGAUCGAUCUACCAGGCCGACAAUUCAUCGUUUCCUGCCACUUUUCUCCGACACCUAUCUAGCCUUCACGCUUUAGGGUUGAAGAUGAACACCUCCAGCACGAGGAUCUAAAUGGGUAACUAUUGCUACUAUUGCUACUUGGAAAGUUGAAGUGAAGUUAUUUCGAUUGUCUGAUAUCGUACACGACUUUCGUCCUAGUUGAAGUUUAGUAUUUCACAUACCUCACUGCAAAAUUUCCCAAAUCUAACGAUUGGAUACUCUGGAUGAUACUUUCAAAUGUCGUCAAAUUGGAACUUCUCAUGGAAGCUUCCUUCCUUCAAGCUGGAGUAAACCCUUACUUCAAGCUGGGACAGGUUCUGUGCACUCCUUCCUCCUGCGGCGAAUCCACAAAAUCUGAUAUGGAAAUAACCUGGUGUACCAAACCAGGUUAUUUCCACCCCUUCUAAAAAGACCUCUCCCACAAUACGAAUGGAGACUAAUCGACGCAGCCUUCAUCCCCUUGUGCGGUAUAAAGCUGAUGUUCCUGAAGCUGAUUCGAUCUUUAAACCAGGACGAGCAUCACGAAAACCACUGAAAAUUCCCAUCCAAGUUGACAACACAUGCGCGACUUCGAUUCUCCCACUAGGAAGGAAGAUAAUAAGGAGAUCCAAGACAAGAGUUUCCCAUACUUCUCAAGCCCUCUAGGAGAAACGAAGUUGAAUAUUUGUUCUCAUCUAUCAAGUUGAAUAUCUGUUCGUACUUCUGUACGAACAGUUAACUUGGACGUGAAAAUAUGCCCCACAGAAAUUGCGUACCAUCGAGCGUGAAGUAGUUACCUUACGCGUAGACAAAGAGAUGUUUGCAAAUUUCUCCCGCAAGUCGCCGGUGACAAACUCUAGUUGGCUGGAAGGGUCAAAUCUGCUCACCGUUGGUCCAUUCUAGCAGAUUUGACAAGGUCCAUUCCAGUUCUAGGGUGGCGGAGGCUGGGAAAAUCAGAUAUGAUCAGGACCACUAGGUAGUGGCUGGUAACCAUUGGCAUUGGGCUGUGGGGUAUAGUUAGAACCAAAGAAGGGCUUGGAAGGAACAGGGAUGCAUUUGAUGACUACGGCAAUGAUUAAACUUACAGCACCAAUUCCGACUGAAACUCCCCACUGUUGUAAGGUCAGAGGAACUGUAUGCGCAAACUUGCCCAAGAAAGUCACUAGUAUCCAUUGAAAACCAACGGUGAAACCGAUGAUGAGCAGGAAGACCCAGUUGUCGAAAGUAUGCGCAAAUAUGUUAAUUUUCUCCAUCUCUCUUGCAUUCAUUUCGUUGAAGA